Molecule: messenger RNA, 954 nt
Organism: Ceratitis capitata (Mediterranean fruit fly)
Lineage: Eukaryota; Metazoa; Arthropoda; Insecta; Diptera; Tephritidae
Exons: 1
Coding region: 154-714 (186 amino acids)
Source: RefSeq, a predicted model, not a curated record
UAUUAUUUAAAUAUUUAAAAAAUUGAAAUUGAAAUAAAAAAUUCACGCCAACUUUCGGAAAUAGUUUUCGUUCGACAUCCAAAAUUUAAAGUUACGCCCUUGCGCGGGCAACUAAACCUUCGCUGCAAACCUUACUAUACGAGUAUACCGAGAAUGUGCUCUAAACGAUGCAAACAUUCACUGAAAGACCGAGUUCCUACAUGUGGCUUAGAGCGCAAGCCAUAUGAAUCUCAUAUAGCAGUUGGUACUUGUAUGCUUCAGAAAGAAGAUAGCGUCGACUGUGAUAAAUGCAGGCCGUUAAAUGGUACCAUUGAACACAUCUGCAUGUGUAAACCUGAGCAGUCGGGAUCGAAGCUAUCAAGUCAACAUGAAGCGACGACUAUAGCGGACUCACAGCAGCCGCUUUUACCACAACAACAAAACAGUACAGAAUUCCAAGAAUCAAACGAAAAUACUGGUAAAGAAAUUCCUGCUGAGAAGCCCAGUUUAAAGGCUCAACACUCAAACAAUGGUUUAAGGAACCGCGAUCAAAUGCCAACGCACAUAAGUUACAUGGACGAAUGGGAGGCUAUGGGUAUUAUGUUGGCGACAAAUGGACGAAUUUGGGGUCUGGAAGAUAGAGGAUUUGCUAGACAAUACAAAGCCGCAUUAAGCGCCAUAAAUACUAAAUUUGAAGAGGAAGCAGCCAAUAUGACCGGACAUGCGACUUAUUAAAACAAUCAGAUGGUUUUCAUUUCCUUUACAUAAAUGAAAAAAUAAUUCCUUAUGCCUAGCACGCAAACAAAUUUUCCGAUUGACCUCCACUUCAUGCAUAUUUGUACACAUGUAUUUAAGAUGCGAUGAUAGGUUUGGUAAGGUUGGUCUUUUAAAUUUCAAGAGGUAUUGAACUGUUCAGUGGAGCUUAAAAAAAAAUUAACGUUUUAAUGACCUAAAUAAAGAAAUAUCCUAGCUUUA